Messenger RNA from Mesitornis unicolor (brown roatelo), 670 nucleotides. RefSeq names its product calumenin (gene CALU). Lineage: Eukaryota; Metazoa; Chordata; Aves; Mesitornithiformes; Mesitornithidae. The annotation marks the transcript as partial. The transcript has 4 exons. Gene Ontology annotation, molecular function: calcium ion binding. The record is from RefSeq and is a predicted model, not a curated record. Gene Ontology annotation, cellular component: endoplasmic reticulum.
CAAAAUUGUAGUUAAAAUAGACGAAGACAAAGACGGCUUUGUCACGGUGGAAGAGCUGAAAAACUGGAUUAAGUUUGCCCAAAAGCGCUGGAUUUACGAGGACGUAGAGCGGCAGUGGAAAGGCCACGACCUCAAUGAGGACGGCCUCAUUUCUUGGGACGAAUAUAAAAAUGCCACCUACGGCUACAUCUUAGACGACCCAGACCCCGACGACGGAUUUAAUUACAAACAGAUGAUGGUGCGCGACGAGCGGCGGUUCAAGAUGGCUGACAAGGAUGGAGACUUGACCGCCACCAAGGAAGAGUUCACCGCCUUCCUGCACCCCGAAGAGUACGACUACAUGAAAGACAUCGUUGUGCAGGAAACCAUGGAGGACAUCGACAAGAACGGGGACGGCUUCAUCGACCUGGAGGAGUACAUAGGUGACAUGUACAGCCACGACGGGGACGCCGACGAACCCGAGUGGGUGAAAACGGAGCGGGAGCAAUUCGUGGAGUUUCGGGACAAGAACCGUGACGGCAAAAUGGACAAGGAAGAAACCAAAGACUGGAUCCUCCCGUCGGAUUACGACCACGCCGAGGCGGAAGCGCGGCACCUCGUCUACGAGUCCGACCAGAACAAGGUCGUUUGGAGGCGCCUUGGCCAAAGCGCCUUCGUUAGGGCUAAUUAA